This is a messenger RNA of Colletotrichum truncatum, 990 nucleotides long. Its product is annotated as metallo-beta-lactamase family protein. Lineage: Eukaryota; Fungi; Ascomycota; Sordariomycetes; Glomerellales; Glomerellaceae. The record is from RefSeq and is a predicted model, not a curated record.
AUGAUCCGAAACCUUGCAACAGCUGCCACUUUGUUGGCCGCCCUUAAACUCGCAAGCGCUUCUUGCAAUUGCAGCUUGAAAGUACAGAGCCAUGUGAACCAAGGCCUGUCUCUCGAUGUAGUAUCUUCACUCAUCGUCGGUUCUCAAGCGGCUGUCAUUGUCGACCUGCCCAUGGCCGUUCCGCAAGCCAAGAUUUUGGCCGAUUGGGUCAAGAACACAACCGAUAAGCCCCUCGUGGCAGCCUUUACUUCUCAUGGCCAUCCCGACCACUACCUGAGUGGAAAGGCAUUCCUAGAACAGUUCCCCGAGGCCAAACAUUACGCAAUCCCCGAAGCUACUCACUGGAUCCAGAAUGAGGCUUUGAACAAGACCAAGGACUGGUCCGCUAUUUACGGGGAGGGAAUCAUUGCCCCGGUACCUGCGAUCCCAACCGCCUACAACUUCUCCUUCUUCACUCUUCCUGGCGAUGAAGCCUGCCCUAUUGAGAUUGUCAAGCCUGUGGGAGGUGACAUGAUGGACGAGGCCAUGUUUUGGAUUCCGUCUUCUAAAACCUUGAUUGCGGGAGACGUUGUCUACAGCCACCAGAUGCACGCCUGGCUCGCAGACCUCCUCACACCUGCUCUCACCCAGUCAUGGCUUGCUACCCUCGACUUUAUUUCCGGUCUAAGGCCCGAAAAGGUCAUUCCCGGACACGCGCUGUCCGCCGAUACAUUUAGCGCAACGAAGGACGUCGAACACACCCGCAAAUAUGUCUCCUUCUUUCAGAAGAAUAUCGAGAGCAAGAGCGCGGACUUUUUUACUCCUCAGCAAAUUUCUCAUCUGAUUGAUGCGGCAUUCCCUGGCUUGACGAACCUGACUUCCUCAACUACCUCUGCUACUUUGCUCAACAUUACUUCGGAGAACUUUGGUAGGGGCGGAACGCGGGAAAUUCAUUACAUGGACUUGACCGUUUUCAACGACACCAAGGUUCUGGAUGGCUGGCAACUUUAA